Micropterus dolomieu (smallmouth bass) is the source of this 3165-nucleotide messenger RNA. RefSeq names its product protein phosphatase 1 regulatory subunit 37. NCBI's taxonomy places the organism in Eukaryota, Metazoa, Chordata, Actinopteri, Centrarchiformes, Centrarchidae. The record is from RefSeq and is a predicted model, not a curated record. The coding region runs from base 539 to 1936 and encodes 465 amino acids. The transcript has 14 exons. Gene Ontology annotation, molecular function: protein binding.
AGAUUUGUUUCUGUGUCAGCAGCGGGGUCUUCCUGGGUCUCCCACCACAGCGUGCCUUUUUAUUCAGAUGGCGACUGAUAGUGCGAGCUGACACUGUUGUACCCUGCGUCUGCAGGCAGAUCGGCUCCGGUGCCAUGGGCUGUAAACUUCUUCACAAUGUUGCGGACAGUGGACACAGGACAUUAAGAUCUCUGGAGAUGGACUUGUUGUCUUGAGAUUGUCCCUGCUUUUUUUUUUUGGUUCUCAAAUCCUCAGACAACUCUUUACUGUUCUUUCUGUUGUCCGUGCUCAGUGUGGUGCACACAGACACACAACACAAAGGCUGAGUCAACCUUUCUCCAUUUGAACUGGUUAAGUGUGAUUUCCAUAUUGCCAGCACCUGUGAAUUGCUGCAGUGAUCACAGAGUGGAGCGAGCUGCAUUUCACAUCCAAGAGGGCCAAUGGUACAACUGUUUGUACAUCAACUGUCGCACACAGUUCUUCUCCAUCUUUGCAUUAGUAUUACUUCAAGCUCCUUGGUGGAGUUCUAAAGAGAGGGAUGACCAGCUGCAGUGACAGUGAUGAGGGAGCAGAAAAACCCAACAAGAACCAGAAGAAGAAGAGAAGAAAAGGAGAAAAGCAUGUGUCUUUCCCCCCUGAUGAACAGAUAGUAUCCGGCUUUGCUGAGCACAGGAACACGACCAGAAAGGUUGACAGCUGCCUCACCUUGACAGAGGUAAUGGCGGCCUACGAGCAGAGCUGCAGCAGACACCAGGUCCAACCCAGAGCGCACAUCCUGCAACAGCUCCAGCAGGGUGUGUGUGUAGGUGGCAGUGUGAAAUGUCUGGAUCUCAAAGGUGAGCGAUUAGACCACCGCUCCUGUGAAGCUCUGGAAGCCGUCCUGAAAUCGCUGCACUUUGAUUUCAUCAAUCUGCAGGCAGCCCAACUGGAAGAAAAUGGAGCAUCGUCCUUGCUGGAUAUGAUUUUGUACUAUGAAUCUACAACCCAUCUUGACAUUUCUGACAACAGCAGUAUGGGAACAUCGUGUUGGAGGGCCCUCGCUCAUUUGAUAAAGCAGAGUGUGCGUCUGUCCAGACUGGAUGUGAGUAAUGUGCCGUUGGUAGACUACCCAGCUCAGUCUCUAUCUAAAGCUCUGCUGACCAGCCGGCUCACAGUGCUGCACCUUCACAAUGCCCAGCUCAGCGGCAUGCCACUAUACACACUGGUUGGUGCACUGAAGUCAAACAAGGCUUUGCGAGAGCUCCACCUUACCAACAACCUGCUGAACAGCUACCAGGACGCCCUGCAUCUAGGAGACUUGCUACGCUACAACACCACCUUACAGACACUGGAGCUCAGCAACAAUGCUUUGGCAGAUGCUGGUUUAGAGGAGCUGUGUGACGGUCUGAGGCGACAGACAGCAGGUCUGAAGGUCCUGCUGCUGAGGAACAACCAGAUCACUGCAAAAGGCAUGGUCCAUCUGGCCGAGGCCCUGCCAGCGCUGAAGGUCCUGCAGGUCCUGGAUUUGGGUGAGAACCUCCUGGGAAACGAGGGGAUCCAGGUCAUAAGGGAGCCUCUGAUGGUGAACUGCUCAGUGCUGCAGCUCAGCCUGGCCCAAGCCAAUAUCAGCUGUGAAGGUGCUGUGGCGUUGGCAGAGUUCCUCGCAGAGAGUCGUCAGAUUCAGCGGCUGGACCUCCGUCAGAAUGAGGUGAAGGUUGGAGGCCUGAUGGCCUUGUGUCUGGCCCUGAGGAUCAACCACUCUCUUGCUAGCCUGGAUUUGGACCACAUACCCCUACAGGAGCAAGAUGAGUUUCUGAUGGAGACUCAGACAAGGCUUCGGUCAGAGAUCACCCGGCACUGCCUCGCCAACGUCAGCCGCUCCCACCUCGCCAUGGAAACCUGUGAGACAUUACCCGCCGAGGCCGACGAACGAGCUGACAGCGCGGCCACAGCCUGAGCUCCCACACCCAGCACACAGAGGAGGGAAAAUGGUUAACCUUGUACAGAUCACCUCAGAAACCACUCAUGGAUUCAGUCACACAGACGCUGUCUCCCAGAGUCCCAAACCCAAACAGCUGACUAGCAGAUAUAUGCGAAUAAUAAUUCUAUCGCAAAUAAUGAUAACCAUAAAACUCCAAAUCCGGGUAAUAAAGGCGGAGCAGAGCUCCCUAAUGAAACGCCGCCUCCCUGCUGUUUCCCGCCUAAUGUUCCCGCCGAGCCGCUCGCCACUUUCCAUAAAGCAAUUUUGCAAGCCCACUUCAAACGUGAAUCACCUAGAAUUGAGGAGAACUGCCCUCCUCACACCCCACCCUUCUGAACUCCCCCACCAUCACCCCUCCCCUUCCUACAACACUCACAACUGCUCUGUGUGUCUGUGUCGCAAAUCCCUGUUUGCUUGUGUUCCAUCAUCACUUAAUGUUCACAGUGAUGCAUUGCGGGACACUCCUCCGAGGUGCGCGUGUGUGUGUGUGUGCGCGUGUGUGUGUGUGCGUGUGUGUGUGUGUGUGUGUGUGUAGGGAUGUAGCAUCAUUACUCUGACAUUGGUAGCAGCCAUGGACUCAGCCAAGUUCCAUCUGCAUUAAUCAGCUGAGAAGCACAGGCAGGCAGACGUUCGACAGCAAUACAAUGUGGAACAACUGAGCCCAGUGCAUCCAGCUACAGUAAACAGGGCUGUGAGGUGUCUGUCAGAAGGCCUGCAGGGUUGUUCUUUUCACUGGUUUGCUGCUUAAUGUUGUCAAUUUAGCAAACUAUAAGCCUUUGUGAACAGGCUACACUAACGCUGCGGCCAGACUGCAGGCCAAAAUGACCUAAAUCCAGUUAUUUUGCUCAUAUGUGACUAAGACCUGAUCUUUUUUUAACAGUGUGAACAGGUCAAGUAACAUGGAAUCUGAUCUUUUCCAGUUCAGACUUUCAUUUGUGGUCCAAAUCCACUGUGGAUGAAUGAAAAAGCUCCACAAAAAGACAUUAUCAACAUGUGACUCUUUUUCUUGUUCGCAUCGCUGUCAUCUGCUCACAAAUUCCCUUUCUCACACCUGAAAUCCACCUGACCGCGAGCUCUCUUCUGAGUUACUACUAGCUGCUACUUGUGUCUGUGCCGACAUAGCGGAAAGAGAGAGAGAAUGGGAGUGAGUUGCAGGCAGUUACGUUGUACAGCGCCAGAAACUGUAAUGAAAAGAACAGAAAGUU